Molecule: messenger RNA, 897 nt
Organism: Arachis stenosperma
Lineage: Eukaryota; Viridiplantae; Streptophyta; Magnoliopsida; Fabales; Fabaceae
Exons: 2
Coding region: 149-526 (125 amino acids)
Source: RefSeq, a predicted model, not a curated record
UACUAUUCAAAAGUCAAAACUCUAAACUCUUCAUCCUUCCCCAAAAUCAGAAGUCCAAAAGAAAAGAAAGCUGGGUUUUAGUUGUUUACCGUUUUACUGAUUGGCCUUCGCCGACGGUUCAAUUCCGCUCUCUCCCACAACCGCCGAGAUGGGGGAAUUCUGGUGGUCCCUUUUGGGUGCUGCAAUCCCUUUGGUUGUUGCAGGACAAGCUUUUAGGGUGAAGAAGAGGAAUGCAGAGGAGCAGAGGCUGAAGAGCACAAGGGGAAGAGAAAGGAGCUCCGAUGAAAUCUUUGUCUGCGAAAGGGUAUGCACAUCGAAGAGGAUGUUGAAGAAGGUUGGCUCAUUCUCAAAGGACCCCAUUCCUGAUACUUGUGUCACUGUCUGUGGUGUAUCUGACCUUGAUGCGUGCGCUGACGCUUGCGCUCGCACUGUUUGUGUUAACCAGCAUCAGGUACCUAAUUGGAAUGACAUAUGCCUUAGGAGGUGCCAGAGUGAAUGCCUGAAACUCUCAUCUCAAUCUUCCUAACUGAUGGAUUGUCAGAUUUAGUGCAAAGAAAAAGUUUGUGUAUACAUUUGCAUGUUUUUGUUUCAUCAUUUUAACUCUAUAAUCCCAGUUUUCUUGGGCAAUCCUAUGGAAAUGCAAAUGGGAAAUUAGUCAACUAGAUCAUAGUUCAUUUAUGAUCAAAUGCUUGUUUCUUUUGCUGCUCUAUCUGUAAUUUAUGGUGGCAUUCACACACGUUCAAUGUUUUAGCAUUAUGUUAUGAUUGGCAACAAAGCAAAGUGAGGACGGCAAUGCGUAAUGCUCAACGGAAAAUGUAAUGUUGCCACAAUGGGAAUGGGUGUGAUUGCUGCCCGAACUUUAGACUUCGGUGCAUGAAGUGUGGAAACAUUGCCAUA